Molecule: messenger RNA, 2128 nt
Organism: Macadamia integrifolia
Lineage: Eukaryota; Viridiplantae; Streptophyta; Magnoliopsida; Proteales; Proteaceae
Product: AP2-like ethylene-responsive transcription factor PLT1
Exons: 10
Coding region: 365-1960 (531 amino acids)
Biological process (GO): regulation of DNA-templated transcription
Molecular function (GO): DNA binding; DNA-binding transcription factor activity
Source: RefSeq, a predicted model, not a curated record
AGUAUUGCAAUUUAGUAUUUGGUGCUGGCCACCCAGAAUGGCCAAUGGGAGUUGGUAGGCAACCUCUUACUUGAAGAGAGAAUAAGAGAUAAGAGUUGCAAACCACCACACUGUGUAGAGAGAGAGAAGAUAUCCCUGGUUCUUGCAAAGGACCAUACAGUAGUGAGGGUGAGAGAGUGAGAGACUCCUGAUACAAAUCUUUCAUAACUUCUGCUCUCUCUCUCUCUCUCUCUCUCUCUCUCUCUCAGUGAAAGUCUUAUCAUCCUGUACAAAUUUGUAAGAAGAUAAAUCCCUGAUACAAAUCCUUCUCAGUUUACUUUGAUAAUCCUGAAAUACUACUAAGUUCCUGUCACAGAUAAGCUCAAUGAACUCAAACAACUGGCUAUCUUUCCCUCUUUCUCCUCCUCAUCCCACCUUACAUAACCUCCAUACACCUCAGUCUCAUCAGUUCUCUCUAGGGUUAAUGAAUGAUACUGUUGAUCACCCUUUCCAAAUCCAAGAUUGGAACUUGAUCAAUUCUACUCAUGGCGACGAAGUUCCAAAGGUGGCAGACUUUCUUGGUGUCUGUAAAUCUGAUAACCCUCAAGACCUUCCACCAUUUAACCAAAUUACAGCAAAUCAAUCUGACUAUAACAUCUUCUCUAGUAGUACUCAACAAGCAGCACAGCAGUCAGUGGCUGCUACUACUAAUGAGUAUGAUUCUUCUGGAAGUGGUCACAAUUUACAGUCAUUGACACUGUCUAUGGGUAGCACUGAGGGUACCAAUGGUGAGAGCAGUAGUGGUAAUAAUGCUGUUGAUUCAGCUCCAAGAAGAGCUGUAGAUACAUUCGGGCAAAGAACAUCGAUAUACCGAGGUGUAACAAGGCAUAGAUGGACAGGAAGGUAUGAAGCUCAUCUCUGGGAUAAUAGUUGUAGAAGGGAAGGACAAGCAAGGAAAGGUCGCCAAGUCUACUUGGGAGGGUAUGACAAGGAAGAGAAGGCUGCUAGAGCUUAUGAUUUGGCAGCUCUUAAGUAUUGGGGAACCUCCACAACAACAAAUUUUCCUUUAAGUAAUUAUGAGAGGGAACUGGAGGAGAUGAAGCAUAUGACAAGACAAGAAUUUGUUGCAUCUCUUAGAAGGAAGAGCAGCGGCUUUUCAAGGGGUGCAUCCAUGUAUCGUGGGGUUACAAGGCAUCAUCAACAUGGAAGAUGGCAAGCUCGAAUUGGGAGGGUAGCAGGAAACAAGGACCUCUACUUAGGCACAUUCAGUACAGAAGAGGAAGCAGCAGAGGCAUAUGAUAUUGCUGCAAUAAAGUUUAGAGGGCUUAGUGCAGUCACAAAUUUUGACAUAAACAGAUAUGAUGUGAAGACCAUUCUUGAAAGCAGAUCUCUACCCAUUAGAGGUGGAGCAGCCAAGCGCAUAAAGGAAUCUCAAGUGCUAGAAGCAUCCAGAAAGAGAGAUGAAAUGAAUGCUCUCAGCUCCAGUUUCUACAGUGGAAGCUCAAGUAAUUUUCAGGCUAGCUAUGCUUUGUUGCCAACAUUUGAACAACCUCAGCCCUUACUUUCCCUACAACCCCAACAGAACACUCACUACAACCAGGUCUCCCAGUUUCAACAACAUUACCAGUUGCCUCAACCCACCCCUUCCUUAAUCCAUUCUAACCAAGAAUCUCAGUUCAAUCAUAAUUACUUUCUUCAUGGUAUGAUGAACAUGGGCCAAUCAUCUGUCUCUAUUAUGGAUAACAAUAAUGGGAGCUCAUCUAACAGUAACUACAAUGGAGCUGGGUACCUUGACAAUGGGAUCAUGGUGGCUGCAAACUCAUCUUCUGUGAAUUCAGUUGCAUGCAUGGGAGGAUCCACAUCUGAUCUUGGGUUUGUUAAGAGUGAGUAUAACAUCAACUCAGGAGGUUAUGGAAGCUGGUCAGCGGACCCGGUUCAGGGAUCAAGCCAUGGUGUGUUCCCAAUGUGGAAUGAUAGCUAACUUUGUUUAUGGAAGGUAAAGGUAAUUAAACUUGAGAUUUGAUUUAUGUUCUGAUCUUUCUAUAAGAUACUUUGUCAUCAACAAUUUCUAUUUUUAUUUUUAUUUUUUUCCUUAAUUAAUUCAGUACUUUCAAGGAACGCAUAUAUAUGAGUAAUGUGUUCUAUUCCA